AUGAAACGUCCGGCCAUUCCUCCAUUGUCUACGGUUCGUGCAGACCCACCAUCAUCACCACGUUAUCCACCACCUGUCACCACCCCCACCACUGGCGCCCAACGCCGGAUCGCCAUUGCUGUCGACCUCAGUGACGAGAGCGCUUUCGCGGUUCAAUGGGCUGUCCAGAACUACCUACGCCCAGGAGAUGCCGUCAUCCUCCUUCAUAUCCAGCUAACCUCUGUCCUAUACGGAGCAGACUGGGGCCAUGCAAUGGAUGCUAAAAACGCCUCGAAAGAAACGCGACAGAAACUCGAGGACGAUUUUGAUAGCUUCACCUCAGCGAAAGCCAACGUUCUGUCAGAACCAUUGGUGGAAGCAAACAUACCCUUCAAGAUUCAUAUCGUGAAGGAUCAUGAUUUGAAAGAGCGACUUUGUUUGGAGGUGGAGAGGCUUGGAUUUAGUGCUAUGAUCAUGGGGAGCAGAGGUUUCGGAGCCUCAAAACGGAAAGGCAAGGGAAGGCUUGGAAGUGUUAGCGAUUAUUGCGUACGUCAUUGUGUCUGUCCGGUGGUUGUGGUCAGGUAUUCAGAUGAGGAUGGUAGCGAUGAUGCUAGUGCAAAGAAGGUUGGGGCCGAUGAGCUCACGCUUCGCCAUGCUUCAGAGGAGGAGGUAGAGUUCCACGAUGCUGAUGAUCAUGAUCUCAAAGGUGACUUCCAACUUUUUUCAAAGUUAAUUGCUAUUUAUUAA
This is a messenger RNA of Cynara cardunculus var. scolymus (artichoke), 726 nucleotides long. Its product is annotated as universal stress protein PHOS34-like. The record is from RefSeq and is a predicted model, not a curated record. The transcript has a single exon. The coding region runs from base 1 to 726 and encodes 241 amino acids. NCBI's taxonomy places the organism in Eukaryota, Viridiplantae, Streptophyta, Magnoliopsida, Asterales, Asteraceae.